AUUACCAUCCCUCCUAUUUCCUACACUCUGAUUUUAUAGAUCUUCCCUUCCCUUCAUCAUUCUUCUCCAAACUCACUUCAAUACGUAAUAUUUUUCACUUUUUCACACACACCCCUCUUACUAUCUACACUGUUUUUUUCAUUACACAACACAAACACAAACACACGUUAUAACUUCUCUUCUCCCCUGACUUCUAUACACACACGCACUAUAACACACACAUAAGUAUAUUAUAAUAUUAUUAUUACUUUUUUUUUUCUUGUUGUUGUGCAUCGAUGCCGGAUCAUCGGCAGGUGAAGAGGAAUGUUGGUGUUUCCGAUUCAUCCAAUCCUUCUGUUGAUCAUGUUCAAGAAGGUAUGAGGAGACUGAGAGUUAGUGAGAAAGAGGAUGAUGUUGGCGAUGAUGAUUCAGGCAUUUUUCCGGAUCGUCCCGGUGAACCGGAUUGCUUGUAUUAUCUCAGGACCGGAAUGUGUGGUUAUGGUGCUACUUGUCGAUUUAAUCAUCCUUCUAAAAUAGACCUCAAGAUUGGUCAAUCUGGAGGUGAACUUCCUCAGAGAAUUGGACAGCCAGACUGUGAGUAUUUCUUGAAGACAGGUAUGUGCAAAUAUGGAUCAUCGUGCAAGUAUCAUCAUCGACUGGAUAGGAAUGGUGCUGGACCAGUUAUACUGAAUACUCUGGGACUUCCUAUGCGUCAGGAUGAGAAGCCGUGUGCCUAUUACAUGCGCACUGGAGCUUGUAAGUUUGGAAUUGCGUGCAAAUUUCAUCAUCCUCAACCGGAUCCUGCCGUUUCUGUAACUGGGCCAUCUCAUUACGGAUCUACUGAUUCAUCUGGUCUAUCUUAUGGAGGUGGACUUCCUGCAUGGUCGUUACCCAAAACAACAUACUUGUCUGCUUCUCACUCAGGAGGUCUGCAGACCUACAUGCCAGUUAUUUAUCCUCCCUCUCAAGAAUUGGUAUCUGCACCAGAAUGGAACCCUUACAUGAGUAGCAUGAGCCCUGCCCCAUCUACCAAUGUUUAUGGUGAAUCGGGAUUCAGCGGACAGAUACCUCUUUCAUAUUCAGGAGUUUCUCAUUUGCCAGAGAGACCUGAUCAACCAGAAUGUCGGCACUUUAUGAAUCAUGGAAGUUGCAAAUAUGGGAUGGACUGCAAGUAUAAUCACCCGAGAGAAAAAUAUACCCAAUUGGCAGCUGGUUCUCUAGGUCCACUUGGCCUUCCUCUAAGACCUGGGCAAGCCGUAUGUUCAUAUUACAGCAUGUACGGGCUUUGCAAAUUUGGCCCCGCUUGUAGAUACGAUCACCCUUUGCUGGGAUAUACAUAUAAUUAUGGUUCGAAUCUGCCUACUUUAUCUAUACAUUCGACAAGCUUUUCUUAUCAAAGAACUUCACCGGCAAUUCAUUCAUCGGAGACAUCUCCCUCGAAGUCCCCAAAUAUUCCUAACUUGACAGAACAAGAAGCUGCAAGCAAAAAGAAGUCAGAUGCUAAACCCCCAGAAGAUUCUCCUGAACAAGCUAGGUCUCCCUCAGCUUCAGCAGAGGUUCCAGAAGCUCACUCAGAUUAAGGAUUUACACACCCUUGUUUCUUUUGCCAUUCCAGAUUGCUGAGGAUUUUUCUGUUUGUCCUUGUUACUGAUUUUUUCGGAAUGGUUUAUAACUUGUGCCUGAUGAACCCCCAGUUGCCUGCUACAUUUUUUUUGUUGGGAGCUA
Molecule: messenger RNA, 1704 nt
Organism: Daucus carota subsp. sativus
Lineage: Eukaryota; Viridiplantae; Streptophyta; Magnoliopsida; Apiales; Apiaceae
Product: zinc finger CCCH domain-containing protein 3
Exons: 7
Coding region: 276-1559 (427 amino acids)
Molecular function (GO): mRNA binding; metal ion binding
Source: RefSeq, a predicted model, not a curated record